AUAGUAGGCCCCUAUAGGCCUAUCAUUUCUGAAAGCCGCUUGGUCAACCCUCGAUCGUGCAUGAAAACAGCUGUGUUCAUGUACAACAUUUCUCUCUUUUUUGUAACUUCCUGCCUAAGUCUGGUAACGUUGUCUGGAUGUCAAAUUCAUUCAAAUCCUUAAUUCUUCUGGCAUCAUUGUUAAAAUAAAAUUUGAGACGAUAAUGUUCGGACUUCAACUGUCAACUCGGUUUGUCUCUGUCUUCGAGUACACGGCCGAACUCGUUAUCUACGAAUCUGGAGUGGGGCGAAAUGGUUGUCUAAAUAUUAACCUCAUUUCCAAAAAUAUUGUCAGACGUGAAUGGAUAGUAAACUAAAUAUUUUUUCAAAAGCAAAUAUUCAUAUUUCUUAUUCAAAAAUAAAGGUUAAAAAUCAACAACUUACCGACAAUAUAAAAAAUAUUACUUCCUAGCACGUAAAAUCGCGAUAGGAGAUUUCCUACAAUUUUUGGAGACGAGUUUGCUAGUUUAGAUCACUGUCAAGAUGGCGGAUGGCGUGGACAUCGAUUUGUAUGCUGAUGAUGUUGACCAAGAAUUUAGCCAGGAGGCAGAGCAGUAUAACUCUAGCUCUGGCGGUGUAGAUCUCUAUGAUGAUGUCAUAACAGCACCUUCAGACGGAAGCGGCAAGUCUCAAAAUGUGUCUGGUGGAGGUGACGCUUCAAAAGCCCGUCGUCAUUCCAGCGAUCAGCAUUCCGGUGGUCAGCCACCAUACUCUGGUAAGAGGGUAUCCCUCUAUGUUGGCAAUCUUACAUGGUGGACCACCGACAACGACCUGAAGCAAGCGGUCAACGAACUCGGCGUGAAGGAUCUUCAGGAUAUUAAAUUCUUUGAGAAUCGGGCAAACGGACAGUCGAAGGGAUUUGCUGCUGUACACGUUGGCUCGGACAACUCCUACAGACUCCUCAUGCACAACCUUGGAAAGAAAGAAAUUCAUGGUCAGCUCCCGAUGGUCACUCCUCACAACAAACAGAGCUUUGGUCAGUUUGACCAGGCUUCAAAGAAAGCCCAAGGAGGACAAGGGGAUGGCAGAGACAACCGUGACAAUCGCGAUAAUCGUGAAUACCGCAACCGUGAUGAUCGUUACCAGGAUAGAGAUAGGCGUGGUGGGAAUAAUUACGGAGGUCCAAACAACAACCAAGGCCCGCCUCCGAGGUUCCAGAACCAGGGACCGCCUCAAGGACCACCUCAUAUGAAUCAAGGACCACCCCCUAUGAAUCAAGGACCGCCUCCUCCAAUGAAUCAAGGACCGCCUCCAAUGAAUCAAGGCCCUCCAAUGAAUCAAGGCCCUCCAAUGAAUCAAGGCCCUCCAAUGAAUCAAGGCCCCCCUCCAAUGAAUCAAGGCCCUCCAAUGAAUCAAGGCCCUCCAAUGAAUCAAGGCCCUCCAAUGAAUCAAGGCCCCCCUCCAAUGAAUCAGGGACCGCCUCCAAUGAAUCAAGGACCUCCCCCAAUGAACCAAGGACCACCCCCAAUGAACCAAGGACCACCCCCAAUGCAAGGCCCACCUCCAAUGCAAGGUCCUCCUCCCAUGAAUCAGGGUCCACGCGGACCACAAGGACCUCCUCAGGGACCACCUCAAGGACCGCCACCGCCCAGAGGAAUGCCUCCACCCAAUCAAGGACCCCCUCCCAUGCAGGGACCUCCUCGUCCAGGCGGACCUCCUCCACGUGGCCCUCCUCCUGGUGGACCUCCCCCAGGGAUGCCACCUCCAGGCAUGCAGGGACCUCCUCCACGUGGUCCACCUCCCCCAGGUGGGCCCAGAGGCCUCCCUCCCCCUAUGCGUGGGCCACCACCUCCCAACAUGGAUAAAGGACCGCCUCCUAUGGGGCCACCAGGUGGACCACCUCGAAUGCAGGGCCCUCCACCGCCCCACCCCGGUGGUCCCCCACCACCCCAUCAAGGCCCUCCUCCACCCCACGGGGGCCCUCCACCUCCCCACGGUGGACCUCCCCAUGGUGGACCUCCUCCACGUGGCCCCCCUCCUGGACCCGCCCCAAGACCAGGACCCCCUCCACCUCACAUGGGUGGUCCUCCUCCUCCCAUGUCAGGCCCAGGUGGACCGCCUCCUCCCAACAGAGGCCCGCCCCCUCCCAUGCAGGGACCACCCCCUACAAUGCAAGGACCGCCUCCAAAUCAAAAUAUGAUGCAAGGACCACCAAGAGGACCUCCUCCUCCACAGGGAGUCCCACCUCCACAUCGCCCUCCCGUCUCUGGACCGCCUCCAAACAUGGGACCCCCUCCAAUGCAGGCUCCACCCCAGAACAUGGCUCCUCCACCCAUGCAGGCUCCUCCCCCUCAAAACAUGGCUCCUCCCCCUCAAAAUAUGGCCCCUCCCCCUCAAAACAUGCAAGGGCCUCCUCCUAACAUGAACAGACCGCCUCCACCACACAGCAUGAGUGGUCCCCCACCAGGUAUGGUGGCCCCGCCCCACAACUCCAUGGUAGGACCGCCCCCAGUUGCACCUGUUCAACAGCCACAUGUACAGCAGACGAUGCCUCAACCUCAGCAGGUCCAGCCUCCGGUCUCUGGCGCACCCCCGGCUCUCCAUGUAAACCCCGCCUUCUUCCCUGGUCAGACGCAGGUACAACCCCAGCAAGCUCCGCCCCAACAACAAGACAGAUCAAUGUAUGAUCCGUCAAGACAAGCGUACAACCAACAAGAAUACAGACCACCUACAGAACCUGACAGGCAACCAUCUCCAGCUCCUCAGUUGAGCGAGGCAGAGUUUGAAGAGAUCAUGAACAGGAAUCGUAAUGUGUCGUCUAGCGCCAUCGCCAGGGCAGUCAACGAUGCAUCGUCAGGUUCAUUCACCAGUGCUAUAGACACCUUAGAGACUGCCAUCUCGCUAAUCAAGAGGUCAAAGGUCGCCAAUGAUGACCGAUGUAAGCUUCUCAUUAGCUCUCUACAGGAUUGUCUUCACGGAAUCGAGACCAAGUCCUAUGGUGGCUCGUCAGGAUCAAGUUCCCGGUCACGCAAGGACAGGAGUUCCAGAGAGCGUGACCCCGAGAGCCGCCACAGGUCACGUGAAUCCCGUAGCUCAAGACACAAACGCGAAAGAUCUCGCAGUCGGGACAGGGAAUACCGAGAGCGUAGCCGGGAGAGGGAGUACAGCGACAGAGAGCGUGGGGAUCGUCAUCGUGAUCGAGAUCGCGACCGUGACAGGGAGUACCGAAGACGUUAAGCGCUGCUCCGAGAAGAGUCGUUGAAUUUGUAAGUAAACGUUUUUCUUAGUGGUGUCUUAAGAUGGUUGACACUGGUUUGCUUAUGACUGUCGAGUCUGAAAAUUUCUCUCAAUUAUUUGAUAAUUUACGAGUUGGUCAGGAUUUUCAGAAAGUUUUUCGGAACAUUAGUCAAAAUAAGAUGAGAUGGCAGCGAAAUGCUUCUGAAAGACAUGAGAAAAAUCUAUCCAAUCCUAAAGAUAUUUGAUAAAAACACUUUUCCGUGUGGAACUAUCUUUCAAUAUGUCUGAACCACUGGAAACAAAAGCUAACCACAGCCCCAAGACUUAUAACCAUGCCAUCUCAAACCUACCAUUAUACCACGUCUGACUUGCAAAAUGCCCACACUGACAAAAUCAGUGUAAUGAAAAGAAAAAAAAGGUACAAAAUCUGUACAAUUGGGGUAUUUUCAAACCGUCUCUGAAUCAUAAUAACCUAUUGUCAUGGAAACGACUCAACAUGAAGAAGUGAACCAUUGCCAAUGCCAGCCAUACUGGAUAUCAGUAAUUAUGAUCAUUGUAUAUUCCACGUCUAACUCCAAGCAUUUCAUUUUCAGAUGCGCAAAUUGGUAAGUACCCUACUGAUGUAAUAAAAUCUUAGUAAAUUUUUUAAAAAUGGAGAUGUUUGCUGUUUCUUUGCAAGUUUUUCUCAAGUUUUCUAGCUAGAUGACGACUCCAAACGAGGAAUGAUCCAAGCAAAGCGUGCUUGACUGUGAUGGGAGCUCCCAAGUCUUUUGAGGGUUGGGUAAGUAAAUUUCGGUAAGUGAAAUUAUUUUUAUAAUAUUUGCUACUUUAUUUUUAUUUUUUUCUUUGAAUAAUAAUAAAUUAUAUAUUUUCGUACUUAAAACUACUCCUUCACUGGCAGGGGAAGUGAAUUGAUAUUUAAUUGAAUUUUGAUAAUUUAUUGAUUAAACAUUCUUUUUUGAAUUUAUUCAUUGUGUUUAAUAGUUGCUACUAAUUUAUUUUAAGAAUGAUUCUAUUGUUUUUUUUUCUAAAUCAAGGUUUCAUUUGUUAUAUAAUGAAUCACAGUAGAUUGUCUGUGAUUGUUUUAUUUCCUGUGGAAAGUUCUCUUCUCUUUUCUUAUAAUCACUCUAUCCGUUUUCUUAUUUUCCUGUUUGUUUAACUUUGAAACAUUUUCGAUACCUACUGUUUUGAAAUUCAAACUUAAGUACCUGAUUGUAUUAAGUGUUGUAGAGAAUGAUCUAGGAAAACAAAAGUUCAGUUUCAAAAUGCAUGUUUGAAGAAUGAUAUAUUCAUUCAUUGAUAAAGUUGAUGAAAUAUGCCUCGUCUAACAUGCAAGAAUGUGAACCGACGUAUAGUUUCAUGUAUUUCUGAGACAAUAUAACUUAAUUAAAGUUAUAUCUGGCAAGCAAUAGUAGUAGACAUGUUGGAGACUUGCUUCAAGAUGGUUAAUUUUCCCCUCUCUUUGUUUUGUAUGACAAGAGCUCAUGUUUUGAAAUUUUAUAUUUGAAUACUUUAAAACCUCAGAUUCUGUAUUUGUCGGGAUGUUGUUUAGCCCAACUCUAACUGAAAGGGAAUAUACAUGUUUUUGUGCUUUUAAGAAAACUUUCUGCGGAUGAUGUAGACAUUUGACUGACUGUAUCUUUGUACAUAUGCCUUUAAAGUUCUAAUUGUAUUGAAAUCUGAGAUAAACAAAUAAUUUCUUUUUUUGCCUCGUUACUUUGGGAUUCCCUUUGUGUAAAUUAUCAUGAUUGUCAUUGCCCCAAAAUAAGCAUUCAUUGUGUUGGGGUGAAUUUAAAAAGUGAAUAGAAACUCAAUUAUGUUUUUACAAGGACAGUAGUCGAGGGCAUGGCGACUACAGACAUGCCAACCGUUCCCUUUUAAGAGUAUUGUUCCUCUUUUUUGCUAUAAAUACACUAAUACUUUUUUGUAUGAUUUGUUACUUUUUUUUUAAAUUUCUGAUCAUGGAGUAUGUAUUAUACACAGCGUGUGACACUAGCGCCGGUCCGACAGUCCCAGACUGGUAAAAAUCACUGUCGGGCCAGUAACUUGUUGCAUGAAAAGAACAAGUAAAUUCUUGCCUACGAGCACAUGUUUAAACGGAUGAAUUAUCAAGUUUUCAAGUAGUAAUUUCACAUGUUUUUUCACCGAUCUCACUACAACAGGCUAGUGAUUGUUACUUUGAGACAAAUUUUUAAAAAUACUCUUUUUUGUC
Lytechinus pictus (painted urchin) is the source of this 5427-nucleotide messenger RNA. Its product is annotated as cleavage and polyadenylation specificity factor subunit 6-like. Gene Ontology annotation, biological process: mRNA alternative polyadenylation. The record is from RefSeq and is a predicted model, not a curated record. Gene Ontology annotation, molecular function: mRNA binding. Lineage: Eukaryota; Metazoa; Echinodermata; Echinoidea; Temnopleuroida; Toxopneustidae. Gene Ontology annotation, cellular component: mRNA cleavage and polyadenylation specificity factor complex. The transcript has 16 exons. Bases 522 to 3215 code for a protein of 897 amino acids.